AUGAAUUAAAUUUAGUAAGAAACUGAAGAGCCAAGUUCAAAAUUAAAUUAACUAAUGUUAACUGAUGAACCAAUAGGUGAAAUUUAAGAUUUCCUCAAUUAUUCUUUAUCAGAAGGCAUCUUCUCAAUAUAAGGAUCAAAAAGAAAUAGCAAUAAUAUUUAGAAGAGUUAAAGUUCUAACUAAAAUGAUCAUGAAAAUAAAAGAGUUUAGUUUGAUUCAUCACUUAAUAGUCCCUCAACUCAUUUUCUAGUUAAUAAAAAAAGUACUAGAUUCUAUGAAGCUUCUCAACAAUCACAUCAAUAAUAAUAAAUAUGUAGUGUUAUUCAAUUUUGCUUUAUCAAAAGGUUCAUUAAUCGAAUAAGUUGGAAAAAGAAAAUAAAUGCCUAAUUUAAUUUCUAUUAAUAUAACAUUCUCAAAGAUUUAGGUUCAUCAUUCAAUUUAAAACUUUUUAGAGACAGUGGUCUCAAUCUUAAACCUAUGAUUAGUCAAUUUAGUAACUCUAAUAAUAAUCUUAAUUAGAAUCAAAAAAAGAAGUAAAACUUUUGAUUUUAUUAGUUCUAGGAGAUUUACAAAAAAAUUAUCUAAACAUUAUUCUGAUUUAAAAAAUUGUACAAAUAAUUUUUACAAAAAAAUAGAAUUAGAAUUGGAGAAAAUACCCUUAAUCACACCAGAAUCUCGAUUAAAGAUAGUUUGGGAUUGUGUAGUCAUGAUGAGUAGAUUAUAUUUUCUAUUUACUAUCCCAUUAGAUUUAGCUUGGAAUUAAUAAUAGAUCAUAUAUGGUCAACUUUACACACCAACUAUCUUUAUGAUUCUACUCUUAGUAUUAGAUAUCAUCUUAAGCUUUAACAAUUCCUUUUAUUAAUUUGGUUAAAUUGUUAGUAAUAGAGUCACAAUAGCUAAAAAUGUAAUAAGUAAGUGUUAUGGACUAGAAGCUAUUUCUAUACUUAUUUUAGUGAUUUAUGCAAUCAUUUUUAAUUCUUCUAAAUAAGGGUUUAAUCUAAUGAAUGAUUGGUGGGAUCUAAUAUUGUUAUUGUUUUUUGUACAAUCUAGAAAUAUUCCAAAAUUAAUUAGUCAAAUUGAAGAAACUUUAAAUUUAUCCAAACCUAGUAGCUCAUUAUUAGAAUUAUUUAAAUUGCUUUUAGUUUUAUUCUUCGUUCUACAUUGUUAUUCAUGUCUUUGGUAUUUUGUAAUUUAUAAUAUAAAUAAUUUAAUUAGGUUGGAUAUUAUAGUCAAUUAAAUUCAGAGAAGGGGAGUUGGUUAGAGUUCUAUCAUAUUGAAAAUGAAACUUGGUAGGUUUAAUAUUUAUAUUCUUUCUAUUUUUCUACUGUAACUAUGUUUACUAUUGGAUAUGGAGAUGUUGUACCUAUUAGUUAUUUAGAAAGAAUUGUUGCUAUUCUUUAUAUGAUGAUUUGUAGUAUUCAACUUAGUUAUAGUGUUAGCACAGUAGGGGCAAUUAUUGAUACAAUAUCUGCUUAUGGAUAAGAAAAAAUGAGAAAAAUGAGGAAGAUUAAUACAUAUAUGUAAAAUAGAAAAAUUGAAUAUUAAUUACAAUAUUAAAUUAGAGAAUACUUAAAUUAUUAUUGGGAAUCACAAAAUCUAGUAGAAAAUGAUGAACUUAAUGAGAUAAUUAAUUAAUUAUCUGAAAAUUUAAGAGAAAAUUUAAUGAAUUAAUCAAAUUCAAUGAUUUUAAAUGAAUGUCCUCUAUUUAAAAAUAAUUUCAGUGAUGCUCUAAAGUCAAAAUUAGUUCAUAAAAUUAAACCUGCAGUCAUAUAACCAGAGAAUAUCAUUAAUUUUGAUUCCAUUUUCCCUUAAUUACCUAAUGGUUAAUUAUAUGUAUGUUUCGUUGAAUUUGGAGAUAUUUAAAUAUUUAUUUAAAAUGAUUAAAUUGAUUCAAUCUUAGAAAAUCCAUAAAUUGCAGAAGUUAGUAAAGUUGGAAAAGGUUCAAGUCUUGGUAUUAUUAGUUUUAUAACCGGGAAAUAAUCAUAAGAAAGAUUUAGAAGCAUUGGAUUUUCAAAAUUAUUAAUGUUAUCUAGAGAUGAUUUUUUAAAAGUUAUUUAAGAUUUUCCAGAAGAUUAUGAAAGAUUUAGAAAUCUAUAUGAUAGUGUUUAAUUUGAUGAUGUAAGUGCAUUACAUAUGAAAUGUUUUAGUUGUCAUUCAAGUUAUCAUAGAGUUCUUUAAUGUCCCUUAUUACAUUAUAUUCCAGAUAGAGAAUUAAUAAUCAAAAGAUAUCAAUUUAGUAUAGAUUAAAUAAGAAAUAAAAAUUUCAUUAGAAAUCCAUUUAGAUAAAGAGGAUACUUUGCAGCUAGAUUUGAUCAAGAAAUUAUAGAAUAAGAAGCAACAUCAUUUAAUAAUAAUAAUUGGAAAUGGGCAGAAUUUUAUGAAGAACCUGAUGAUGAAAUACUUAAAAGAAGUGAUGUUUAAUUUAAUUAAAGCAACCUUGAAUAAAGUACUUCUAAUCUAUAAAUCUUAAACUAACCUAGUUAAUAAUUAAAAUCUAAUUCAAAUUCAUUCUAUUCUGUAAUGGAUUAAUCUCCUAAAUUAAAUUUAGAACCUCCAGUUACCAAAAAGAAAGCAACUUUAUUUAAAUAAAGAACUAAAACUAUAGAACUAAUGGAUAUUGAUGAUAAAUCUUUAAAAGCAUCCUUAAUGAGUAAAGCCAGAAAUUAAAAUAUAUACAAUAAUAAUCUGAAAAUCAUUAAGGAAGAAGAUUAAUUAGAAAAUUCACCUUUAAGUAAAUUUAAAAAAAUGAGACCUUCAGUAACUAUCGAAUUAAAUAUUCAAAGAGUUAAAGAAAACAUUUAAAAAAUGAGAAAAGUAGUUAAAACAAUCACAAAUAUGAAUAGAAUUAAAAAAAGACAAAAAUAAAAGAAAGAAACUAAAUAAAUAGUUAAUUCAUUUUUAGAGAUCAUUUAAUCUUAAAACUUUAUGAAAGGAGUCUUAAAUAAAGUGAGAAUUAGAUUAAAACAGAUAUAGGAUGGUAAAAAGUAAAUAUUAUCUGAAAAAGAUAUAUCAGAUACUAUGCUAAUGGAAAUAAAAUUAAAAAUGCAAAUCAAUCAAUUAAAUGAGUUCUAAAAAAAAGAUUAAUAUUUAAUAAUGGAAUCAUAUAAGAAAUUUAAACAUUAUCAUAUACAGAAUAACUUAGAUUCCAUAUUAGAAAGAAUGUAUUUUUAUAAGUAGUAGCAUUAAUUAAAUAGUUAAAUUAAAAAUUACCAAUCUUAAUUUUUGAAAUAUAUGAUAUACCCAGAGAUAUUCUUUGAAAAAUAUAGAUAUUAAUAAAUCCUCAUUCCUAAAUUUGAUAUAUCAGAAUCCCGAAGAAAUUCAAGAGAUGAGGAAUCUGAACAAACAUUAAGGAGAAGCAAGAUGUUAAAGAAAAGUUUUAGAAAUGUUAAAUCUUCACAAGUAAGACCAGCAUCAGAAGGAACAGCUAAAAUAUAGUUUUGA
This is a messenger RNA of Paramecium sonneborni, 3441 nucleotides long. The record is from the annotation of a GenBank genome assembly. Lineage: Eukaryota; Ciliophora; Oligohymenophorea; Peniculida; Parameciidae.